AUGGCGGGUCAUGAGAAUUCUUCUAGUAUCUCAUGGACCUUUUGUAAAUAUAAAUCUUCUAUUAGUUUUUCGUGUAUAUUUGACGAUAAAUGCUCGACCAGUAAUAAAUUCUCUUUUAGUUUUACAUUGACCUUUCGUAAUAAACGUUCUUUUAGUUUUACAUGGAUCUUUCAUAAUAAAUUUUCUUUCAGUUUCUCAUGUACUCUUGCUAAUAAACGAUGGUCCUUUUUGUGGACCAAUGGAUGGAUCUAUGAUAAUUUAUGUGAAGAAAACGAUCAACUUUAUGAAGUCUCCUUUUUUAAAACAGUAGAUUAUGAUUUGGAUAAAUACGAAAGAUCAACAAAAUAUAAGAAUGCCAAAUUAAUUUUAUGUGAAAAAUGUUAUCAAAAAAUUAAUAGUAUUUCAUGUUUCGAAUGUUAUGAUAAAGUAUAUAGUCAUAAAAAAGAAUAUCCGACAAUGAUUGGAGCGUGCGGAGGUUGUUUUGGAAUAAUAAGAAACUACGAUGGGUGUUCAUUUUGCAAACUAAAACAUAUAUUUAAUAACUUGUUUAAUUAUUUAUGGAAUAGGAAAUUUAAGAAUUGUGAUUUUAUAUUAUGUUUGGAAUGUGAUCAAAAUAUUGAUAGACUUGUAAUAUGUUUUAAUUGUUAUAAUAAAUUAACUAAUGAUAAAGAAAAAAAUCUUAUGAAGUUUGGAAGAUGUAAAGAAUGCUAUCAAGUAAUAACAGGAUCCUAUGGUUGUUUAUCUUGCAAUCAAAAACGAUUUCAACGAAAAUUUGAUAAAUGGAGUAGCGGUAAUACAGAAAUUGAUGAAUUAAUACGAUAUAAACAAGUUUCUGCACGUGAUUUUAGUGAUGUUUUAGAAUGGAUUCCACUUAGUAGAUUUACAAAUAUUAAAUAUAUAGCUGAGGGAGGUUUUGCUAAAGUAUAUUCAGCUACAUGGAUUGAUGGAUAUAUUAUCAAUUGGAAUCAAGAAUAUAAUAAUUGGAAAAGAUCCGGAACCUAUAGAGUUGCUUUAAAAGUACUAAAAAAUUCGAGGGACCUGAGUUUAGAUUUUUUAAAUGAGAUUAAAAAUUUGGCGAAAAUUUCUAAUAAUUAUGAGGGUAUAAUAAAAUUUCAUGGAAUAACGCAAGUUCCUGAUACUUCUAAUUAUGCAUUAGUAUUCAAAUUAGAAGAUUAUGAUUUACGAUAUUGUCUCAAUCAAUAUUUUAGUCCAUGUUCAAAUAAGAAAGAAUAUACAGAAAAAAUUUGUUUAGGUCUUUUUAAUAUUCAUAAACAUGGAUUAAUUCAUAAAGAUCUUCAUAUAGGUAAUGUAUUGUGUUCUAAUGGAUCAUCCGCGCGCAUUAGUGAUUUUGGAUUCUGCAAACCAGCAAAUGAAGCUUCUUCACAUACAAAUAAUACAAAUACCUAUGGAGUAAUGCCUUAUAUGGCGCCUGAAAUAUUACGUGGGAAAGAAUAUACACAGGCGUCUGAUGUGUAUUCAUUAGGUAUUAUUAUAAAUGAAAUAGUUUCUAUAAUUCCUCCGUUUUGUGAUCGACCACAUGAUUACUAUCUUGCAAUAGAUAUAUGUUGUGGACUACGUCCAAAAAUAAGAGAAGAUAUACCAGGCAAAUUAAAAGAAUUGAUUCGAAAAUGCUGGGACGCAGAUCCAAAAAACCGACCAACUUCUGAAAUGGUAUUUAACACAUUAGAAAAGAUGAAGAGUACUGCACUAUGUUUUGAUUUUAAUGAUCCAAUAACAACAAAAAAAGUUGAUACACAUCCUCAAGCAAUAUAUACCAGUCGACUCCUCAAUUUUAAAAAUUUACCUGAACCUGUAAAUUGUUUAAAUCAAGAAGGAUUUAUAUCUUCAAGAUAUAUUAUGCAAAUACAAACAGAAGUUAAAAAUUAUUAUUCUGAUUGUUUGGAUUGUGCAAUUAUUAACUGA
This is a messenger RNA of Rhizophagus irregularis DAOM 181602=DAOM 197198, 1923 nucleotides long. NCBI's taxonomy places the organism in Eukaryota, Fungi, Glomeromycota, Glomeromycetes, Glomerales, Glomeraceae. The record is from RefSeq and is a predicted model, not a curated record.